Messenger RNA from Sorex fumeus (smoky shrew), 1248 nucleotides. RefSeq names its product tripartite motif-containing protein 5-like. The record is from RefSeq and is a predicted model, not a curated record. The transcript is spliced from 8 exons. The coding region runs from base 1 to 990 and encodes 329 amino acids. Lineage: Eukaryota; Metazoa; Chordata; Mammalia; Eulipotyphla; Soricidae. Gene Ontology annotation, molecular function: zinc ion binding.
AUGGCUGUCGAAAUCCUGAGAAACGUACAGGAAGAGGUUACCUGCCCCAUUUGCCUGGAACUCUUGAGAGAACCAUUGUGCCUGGAAUGUGGCCACAGCUUCUGCCAAGCUUGCAUCACUGCAAACAGCCAGGAGUCGAGUCAAGCAGGGAAGAACAGCUGUCCUAUAUGCAGAAUCACUUACGAUCCUGGGAACAUGAGGCCUAAUCGGCAUCUGACCAAUUUAGUAGAGAGGCUCAGAGGGGUCAAUUUAAGCCUAGAGGAGGAAGAGAAGAAAGAGCUCUGUGCGCACCAUGGAGAAAAGUUGCUGCUGUUCUGUAAGGAGGACUGGAUGUUCAUUUGCUGGCUGUGUGAACGGUCUCAGGAACACCGUGGUCACCACACGCUCCUCAUUGAGGAGGCAGCCGAAGAAUGCAAGGAAAAGCUCCAGGCAUCUCUGGUGCAACUGAGAAAGAAGCAGCAGAAAGCUGAAAAAUUUGAAACUACUCUCAGAGAACACAGAUCUUUUUGGCAGAAUCAAAUAGAAAAUGAGAUUCAAAGUGUCCAGAAAGCAUUUAAACAAAUACGAGAUGCCAUGGAUUUGGAGGAACAAAAGGAGCUGCAAAAGCUGAGGGAAGAAGAGAAAACAAUUCUCCAUGACCUGGCAGAGUCCGAGAAGGAGCUGGUUCAACAGAGCGAGUUCACACGAGGUCUCAUCUUGGAUCUGGAGCACAAACUACAGGCAUCAACAAGAGAGAUGCUGCACAAUGUGAAUGAUGUUCUCAAAAGGAGUGAGAACUUGACUCUGACAAAGCCAAAAACUGUUUCCCGGAAAAAUCGCAAAGUAUUUAGAGCUACUGAUCUGCGUGGGAUACUGAAAGCAUUUGAUGGGCCUAUGAGGACAAGCCAGUUAGGAGAGAAGACCCCCGCUAGACGCUACCCUCAUUCUGCCAAGAGAAGAACUGAAAGAUGUGCAAUGCUACUGGGUUUUGAUGACUCUGAAAGUUCAUGACAAUAACCAGGGAUGGAAGACAAGUGAGAUGUGUACCAAAUAGGAGUUCACAGCUGAAUUUUUCAACAGGUGCUCGUGAUAAUUAUGUUCUGGGCUCUGAAGUUACCAAAUCAGGAAAGUGUUACUGGGAGGUAGAUGUGUCAUACAGACAUGAAUGGACUGUGGGUGUAAGUCAAAUCAUAUUAGUUAGAUCCUCUCAAUUCAAUCAACAAAAUAAUUAUUACUCUAUCUUUGGAUCUGUGGGGUCCUUAGCAUUCC